ACACUGAGUGUAUGUGUAUGAUGAUUGUUGCUCAUUUAAUCGGUUUUUCAAUUUUGUGUUUAUGUUACGUGUAUUUUUUUUAAUAAUUUUUUUUCGAAAUUUGGAAAUUAAUCUCAAAAUCAAGAUUCUUUUGUUGGACCGGUUAUUUCUUGGAUUGUAUCUUGCAUUGUUUGUGAUUAUUUAACCGAUUUUUUUUGGUGCUGGUGGCAAAUAGUUUUAGAUAGUUUCUUUUCAUUUCUAUUUUUUUUUUUUGGUGAUUUCUUGUGCUAAUUUCGAAGUACGAUAUUCUUCAGAUUUGUGCCUGAUUAUAAUUCUCUUCAACCUCAAGCAAUAAUGGCUGAUAAUUCUCGACCAGUUGAAAAAUCGAAUGUUACUAAUCAUAAUCGUAAUCAUAGACAGAAUAAUAUGAAUCGUCCACGAAAUACAGCUAACCAACGUACUCGUUCCAAUGAAAAUCAAUCUUUUUCUACUCGUACUUUUCAUAAUCAAAAACAUAAAGAAGAUAUAUCUCAACAACCUGGUCCAUCGACUGAUAAUCAAAAUAUUAUAGACGAUCAACGACGUACCGAUCGUCAUGAAAAUGGUCAAUCUGGUGAUAAACAGCAAUAUGCCGGGUUUCGAAGAGAAAACCCAAAACAACAUGUUGAUCAAAAUAAUAAAAAUGAUAAACGACAUACUGAUCGUCGUGAAAAGGGCCAAUCUAAUGAAGAACAGCUAGGCGAAGAAAUCCCAAAUCAACAUGAACGAUUUAAUAACAAUCAACGGCGUUUUGAUCGAAAUAAACAUGAUAAGCAGCAUACUGAUCGUCGUGAAAAUGACCAAUCUGGUGAAGAACAGCUGCACGGAGAAAUCCCAAAUCAACAUGAUCGAUUUAAUAGUAAUCAGCGACGUUUUGAUCGAAAUAAACAUGAUAAACGGCAUACUACUGAUCGUCGUGAAAAUAAUAGAGGUGAUGAAACUCAUCAACAAUCUAACAGUGGUAAACGACCCUUCAGACCAAACUUAAAUCAACAACGUCAUUUUAAUUCUCGUAAUAAUGUUCCGCGACCAGAAGAUAAUGAUCGACAAACUACUAGACAGGAGGAACAAGGUGCACAAAAUCAUGAUCAAACUGAUGGUAUUCCAAACUUUUCAACUCGUACUUUUGUCAGCAAUAAACACCGAAUUAAACCUGAAGAAUCGAUUCAACCGCAAUCUGAUCGUUCGGAUAACAAGCAAAGACAAACUGGCAAUAAUAGAGCUCAUCAACGACAUCCUGAUCGUCGUAAAAAUGUUCAUCAAUCUGGUAAUGAUCAACAGGAUAAUCGAUCUAACUUUCAGCAACAACCAACAAUGCAAAAACAAGAAGAAAGACAACUUAGUGAUAUUCGUAAUUCUGUUGCAGAAUCCUCCGAACAAUCGAAUGAAAUUGAUCAACAGAAUGGUCGAUCUAACCGUCAACAGAAACAAACAAUGCAAAAACAAAGACACCAACAACUUACUGAUGUUCGUGGAACUGUUCCUGAAUCAUCCGAUCUAUUAAAUGAAAUUGUUCAACAACGUAUUGAACCUGUGCCACAGCAAUUCGAUUUAAACAGUCUACUUAUUAGACAAACGGAACAAAAUUCUCGACCAUUGGAAUCACGACAAGAAUAUUUGAUAAUAUCUCGUAAUCCUUCCGUUCAUGAUGGUGUUUUUGCAAUGUUAAAUGUAGCUGCAAUUCAUGAUCUUCGAUCAUUAAAUCGACCAUGUUUACGAUUUCUUCAUAUGAAUGAUCCAAAAUGGGCUGCCUUUUUAAAUAAAGGACAAAAAAUAUCGAACGUUGUUGGAAAACUUGGUAAACAAUUUUUUGUUGAAAAUAACUUAGCUGAACUAUCCGGUGUAGAAGAUGAAGAUAAAGAUUUUUUAGAUGGAGCUGAAUCAAUUCAACAACUACCGAAUCAUUUAAUCGAAUGUCCAAUUUGUAGACAAUUAAUCAAUAUUAAACAACAAUGUAUUGCUUACACUGAUUGUUUACAUGCUAUGUGUCUUGAUUGUUGUAUCACUUGUAUUGGUCUUUAUAAAUUUUGUCCAGUUUGUCGAAAAUCAAUUGAUUAUCUGGUAGUAUCAGCAAGUCCAUUGGAAUCAUCUCAUUUGCGUAAUCGAUUGUUAUUUACAUUUUUGAAUACACCAAUUGGUUCGGUUGCAUUCUAUGAUAUUGAUCAAUAUAAAAUUCAAAAAUUAUUUGAUUCACUUCUUUUUAUUGGCUGUCCAUAUUCAAAUGAAUCAUGUCGAUCAUUCGAUGUACUUCGUUUUCAACAACAAGAUGAUAAUUAUUUCAAAUCCAUUGUUGAACUUUAUCAACAUUUUCGUACAACUCAAUGUCAUGGUAACAUGUUCAUUUGUAUGCUUUGUGUUACAACUUUACGUAUAAGUAAAAAAUAUUUGAUAACAUAUAACUAUGGUGAUUUUCUUAAACAUUUUAAAAAUGAAAAUACUUUACAUGAUGGUACACCAAUCAAACAUGUUCAAUGUCCACUUUGUAGCCGUUAUCUUUUCAGUGAAGAUUUUCUUUGGGAACAUUGUAAACGUGAUCAUUUAUCAUGUUAUCUUUGUCAUUCAUUUUUUACAAUUGAUCAAUCUGAUAUGAUUGUUCAUUAUAGACAAAAUCAUUGUUAUUGUAGUGUUUGUGAUAUGGCUUUUGAACCAUUUGAAUUACCAGCACAUAAAUCAAUACAUCCUAAUGAAGAUAUUAAUUAUCGUGCACUACCUGAAUCAUCUCAAUCACGACAAUUACAAGAAACAACAAUUACUAAUCGUGGCUAUAUUGAUCAAAUCGAUAUGGAACUACGAAAAGAAUAUAAAAUUGUGCCAUAUUUUGAAUCGACCAAUUUGCCAACAGCUGGACCUUCCGUUGAAAGUUAUUUGAUUAAUUUUCCUGCCAUAUCCUCAAAUGCUGCUAUGCCAAUGGUUCCAAAAUUGUCAAGUUCACGUAAACCAGAAAGUUGGUAUUCAGAUAAUUUUCCAUCAUUAAGUGGUAAAGCAUCAUCAAUGGCAAAAAUGAUGGGAAAAUCUAAUUUAUCGCAAACAAAAAGUCAAAACAUUUCUAAUAAAAAACAGCCCAAAGUACAUCAGCCAAAACAACAACGUUCAUUUUCCCCACCCCCUAAUCAAGAAUGGAUUCCUGAUAAAAAACCACAGAUUGAAAUCCGAAAGGUUACUUUAAUUGAUAAUGAUAAAGCAAUUCCAUCUUCAUCAUCUUCCACAUCACUUGAAACGGUAACUAAACAAAUUCAAAAUAUUGCUAUAAAGCAAAAAUUGGAAAAUUCCGAAGAAUUUCCUCCACUAGCAAUAUCUGAUAAUUCUUUCGAACAACAAUCCAAAAAACUGCCAAUAUCUUUUACAACAAUUCUGCAAGACAAUGAACGUCAACGUGAAGAUAAAAAACGUGAUCAACCAAAGCCAAGAAAAAAACCAAUUGUGAAUGAAUGGCCUUCGCUUGAUGGUGUAUCAUCAUCUCCAAACAAAAAAGAGGAUGAAGUUCUUCCAACAUUAUUUCCGCAACCACCGAAUAAAUCAAAAUUAUCGAUUGGAAGUAAAAAAUUUGAAAAGUUCAAUAAUUUUGAACGGCGACAAACAGAAUUGUAUGAAUAUAUUUUGAAUAUAUUUAUCGAAAAUGGUCGUUAUGAUGAAUUUAUAGAUAAAUUUGUAUCAGCUUGUCAAUUAUAUUACUGGAAUGAAAUUCCUGGCAUUGUAUUUAUUGAAAGUAUUAACAAAUCAAUUGGUUCAACAUCGAUCGAUAAAAGUGAUAUUUUUUAUCGUUUGGCUGCAUAUAUUCCUGAUAUUGAUAAACAAAAAGAAAUAAUGGCUUAUAUUCGUGGACAAAAAAAUAUUCGUGUCGAUGCAAAAAAAGCUAUAUCAAGUUCAUGUAAACGUUGUGGCCAAAUAUUUAUGAACGAAGAUAUAAAUGAACAUAGUUGUCGUAAGAAAGUGAUAAAAAAUGAAUGAAAAAAGGAAAAAUUUCUUACUUUUUACAGAUAAAUUUUUUUUCUCCAAAUUUUCAUUCUGAUUUUUUUUUUUUUGGUUUUGUUUUAACAAUAUU
Messenger RNA from Dermatophagoides pteronyssinus (European house dust mite), 4060 nucleotides. RefSeq lists its product as uncharacterized. NCBI's taxonomy places the organism in Eukaryota, Metazoa, Arthropoda, Arachnida, Sarcoptiformes, Pyroglyphidae. The record is from RefSeq and is a predicted model, not a curated record. Gene Ontology annotation, cellular component: cytosol.